Molecule: messenger RNA, 5364 nt
Organism: Gavia stellata (red-throated loon)
Lineage: Eukaryota; Metazoa; Chordata; Aves; Gaviiformes; Gaviidae
Gene: SEC31B
Product: SEC31 homolog B, COPII coat complex component
Exons: 27
Coding region: 34-3678 (1214 amino acids)
Biological process (GO): intracellular protein transport; COPII-coated vesicle cargo loading; endoplasmic reticulum to Golgi vesicle-mediated transport
Cellular component (GO): COPII vesicle coat; endoplasmic reticulum exit site
Molecular function (GO): structural molecule activity; protein binding
Source: RefSeq, a predicted model, not a curated record
CUUCUCAGAGGAACAAGAACAAAAGCCUACAAAAUGAAGCUAAAGGAAAUUGAGCGAACAGCUGUCCAGGCAUGGAGUCCAGCAAACAACCACCCCAUUUAUCUAGCAACAGGAACAUCUGCCCAGCAACUGGAUGCAUCCUUCAGUACAAAUGCCACCUUGGAAAUCUUUGAGGCUGACUUCAGGGAUCCCUCCCUGGACAUGAAGCAGAAAGGAACACUUCCUGCCUCAAACAGGUUUCAUAAGCUAAUCUGGGGUAACUUUGGAAAUGGGUCUCCAGAGUCCUCCGGAGUGAUCAUUGGUGGAGGGGAUAAUGGUGUACUGACAAUGUACAGUGUGCACCGCAUCUUGGCUUCAAAGAGCGAGCCUGUAAUUGGACAGACAGAGAAGCAUUCAGGUCCUGUUCGAGCUCUUGACUUCAACCCUUUCCAGAGUAACCUCUUGGCUUCUGGAGCCAAUGAUUCUGAAAUUUUCAUCUGGGACUUGAAUAACUUCAGUGUACCUAUGACUCCAGGGGCUAAAUCACAGCCUCAUGAAGACAUCAGUGUGGUGUCCUGGAAUCGGCAGGUGCAGCAUAUCCUGUCCUCCGCGCACCCCAGCGGUAAGGCUGUGGUUUGGGACCUCAGGAAGAAUGAGCCUAUCAUCAAAGUCAGUGAUCACAGCAACAGAAUGCAUUGCUCAGGAAUGGCCUGGCAUCCAGAAGUUGCAACCCAGCUAGUCCUUUCCUCUGAGGAUGACCGCUUGCCAGUGAUCCAAAUAUGGGACUUACGUUUUGCUACCUCUCCUUUGAGCCAGCUGGAAGGGCACACGAGGGGAGUUCUCUCUGUCUCUUGGUGCCAGGCUGACCCUGAACUGCUGUUGAGUAGCGCCAAAGACAACCGGAUCUUGUGCUGGAACCCAAGUAUGGGGGAGGUGGUUUACGAGUUGCCCAUUCGGAGUCAGUGGUGCUUUGAUGUUCAGUGGUGUCCUAGGAAUCCUUCAGUCUUCUCUGCUGCCACUUUUGAUGGGUGGAUCAAUAUUUAUUCUGUUAUGGGUGGGAACUUAGAAGCUCAGCAGAAGACACAAGCUGACAAGAUCUCUUCCUCCUUCAACAACCUGGAUCCCUUUGGCACAGGACAAAUCCUUCCUCCUCUGCAGGUGCCAGAGCAAGUAGCUCAGACCACCUUGAUUCCACCAUUAAAAAAGCCACCCAAGUGGAUUCGCAGACCUGUGGGUGUUUCAUUUGCAUUUGGAGGAAAACUGAUUACCUUUGGCCUUACUAAAGCUUCUGGACAGCAAAUGCAGCAGACUUAUCCACACCAGGUAUUCAUCAGUCAAGUCACUACUGAAACUGAAUUCCUGCUCCGAUCCAGAGAACUGCAGAUGGCCUUGCAGUCAGGGAACCUCCUUGAUUACUGCCAGGGCAAGAUCCAGACAGCCAAGUUGCCAUUUGAUGAGAACCUUUGGAACUUCUUGAAGGUGAAUCUGGAGCAGGAGUCCAGGACUAAACUCCUCAAGCUGCUGGGCUACAGUAAAGAGAGUCUGCAAAAAAAGAUCGCCUCAUGUUUAAGUAAUGGGAUCCCAGAUAAACAGCCCCUUCCUGAGGCAGAUGAGACAAACACUGCACAGCCACAUCAGCUUUUGAUAAAUUCCAAUGAUGUUGUAGCUGCUGUUUCCUCCUCUUCAGCCUUUUUUGACAACCUCAUCCCACAGAAUAUGAGCACGUUGGAAAUUCCUGUCACAGAAGAUACGGAUGGACUCAUCAGCCAAGCCCUCUUGUUGGGGAAUUUUGAGGGUGCAGUGGAGCUGUGCAUGCGAGCAGAGCGCUUUGCUGAUGCCAUCAUCUUAGCUAUAGCUGGUGGGGAGAACCUCCUAAAGGAGACCCAGAAGCGCUACUUUGCCAAGCGGAAGACAAAACUCUCCCUGCUGCUUUCCUCCAUUGUGCAGCAGAACUGGCAAGAUAUUGUUUGCACGUGUGAUCUACAGAGCUGGAAGGAGGCACUGGCCAUCUUGUUAACAUACUCAAAGCAUGAGGACUAUACCCAGCUUUGUGACAUGCUGGGUGCCCGCCUAGAGUCGGAGGGAGAUGCAGCCCUGUGCAAUGAUGCCUGCCUCUGCUAUAUCUCAUCGGGCAAUGUGGAGAGGUUGGUGGAAUGCUGGGUAAAAAACCAUGAGACUUCGUCACCCCUUGCCCUGCAGGAUCUCAUAGAGAAGGUGAUGGUGCUGAGCAGGUCCAUUGAGAUGCUCCGAGGCACAGCAGGACCAGCACCAGGUCCUGUCUUGGCAGAACGAAUCACCCAAUAUGCCAGUCUCCUGGCAUCACAAGGAUGCUUGGCAGCCGCAAUGAAUUACCUACCCAGCAGCUCUAAAGAGCUCCUGAUUGAACAGCUCCGAGACCGGCUGUUCCAUGCUCAAGGAGAGAAUGUGGGUGAUGAGCAGCCACCCCCUUUUCCGUACACUCGUGUCAAUGUAGGUGUCAUUAAACACACAUCUCCAGCAGCUAAGAGUGGUUCCGCCCCUGAAGGAGCAGCCCACAGAACAGGUCCCAGACAUCCAGAGAAGCCCAACUAUCAGUCAUCAUUUGCCCCUUCAGCACCUUCUCAGCCUUCAGUGCCUUCCCUCUUCAUGCCUCAGCCAGUGCCGGUGACAUCUAUGACACCUCACCACGUUGCCCCUCCCCAGGCCAGCACAGGUCCACAAACAAGUGUCUAUUCCAGAGGGCCACCAUACCCACAGUACAACUUGGGCUUGGUUCCAGCAACUGUUUCAGGGCCAGUUGUGUCACAGUCUCAGCCAUUCGGACCAGCGGGAGUCAGACCUGUUGGUCCUGCUCCUUUCCCCAGCCAGCCUUCUCUGCCCAUGACAUCUCCUGGUGUUCCACCACCUGGACCUGCCCUCUUCACUCCAGUGUCAGUCCCAUCAUCUCAGCUUCCUGCAGCUUGUCCUCUCCCUGUGGCAAGCCAGUCUCCUCUAGCUUUCUCUUCAACACCAUUCAACUGCCCCAUGAAUGUGGGUUACCCUCAGGGAGGUCCUGGAGCUCCAUUUACUAAGCCCCUGCCAGCAGCCAGCAUUCCUCCUCCUCCCACAGGUUUCUUCCCUUGGCUAGAUCCCCACGUGGAUCAUGCAGCUCAGGAAUCUUGGACUGAUCCCUCUGCUGUAAGAGGAGGCCUUCAAAAGAAAAAGUUGUCUGAGAAAUUUACUCCUCCAGCCCCCAUCACAGCUCCAGUAAUGAGCCUGCCCGCUGAGCCCCAAGGGAUCCAUCCUCAGCUGUCCAGGUUGCAAGAAUCUGGCCAGUCACCCCCAGGAGCACCCAAGGAAGGCAGCCUGCAGUAUCACCAGCUACCCGUGGAGAGGGUUGAGAGGAAGGAGGUGCCCCCUGAGCACCAAGCUCUGAAGGCGACAUUUGAAGGGUUGGUGCAACGCUGCUCUGCUGUCGCCACUGAUCCAAAAACCCGAAGGAAGCUGGAGGACGCAUUGCAGCGGCUGGAGUGUUUGUACGAGAAGCUCCGUGAGCAGGUGCUCUCUCCAACCAUCCUCAUGGGUCUCCAUGAAAUUGCCCGCUGCAUUGAGUCUAGGAACUACCAACAGGGUCUUCUGGUUCACACCCAAGUGGUGAGCAGCAGCAGUUUCAGUGAGGUGUCUGGUUUCAUGCCCAUCCUGAAAGUCCUCAUGACCAUUGCUGGCAAGCUGAAUGUGUAAAGUGUGGAGCAGCUGGAACAGUGCACACUGAGAGCUGGUGGACUCCCUCACCUGUUGAUAUGCUGCAGGUUGUGGACUCUCCUUCUGACUCUGGAGAAAUAAGUCUGGGCCAAUGCCUGGAACUGUGCUGGGCCAGCACACCUGGCCCCAUCCACUCUCCAGACAGCCCGCUGGUGCCUGGGACUCCUGGAGACUGUUCUUUCUCUCUCUUCUUUCUUACUAGUCUGAGGCUGCUUCCCAGCCCAGGGAUCUCAAUUUCAGGCUGUCCAGGUUGCACAGAGAUCCUCCUUCUUCCCUGUAUCUCCCCGGCACAAAGGAGAAACUCCUUCCCUUCGAGGCUGAUGUUGUGGGUUGUUUUUUUUUAGGAGACAAAUGGCUGGCAUCUGCAGUGCCACCAGAUAGAAGAGCCUCAGGCUCUAUUCCCUGCUGCGGUGUAAACUGCCUGAGUGAUGGCUGGGCUCCCUUGGGACCUAAGCUGGGGUGUCCCUGCUCUGAUGGGCUGCAGUGAGGAUCUCCCCUGUGGUUCCUCCUUUCUCUUCAUUCUCAUCCUUGACUCACCCUGUCACCCCUCUGCACCCAUAUCCUGUUACAACUAGGGCUAACUACCAGCCUGCUCUGGGCUACCUUUGGUUCUCUCUUCUUUACCCAGCCCUCUCUUUUCAUAGUUGAGUCUCCUGUUUACCCUCUAUCCCCCACUCCUUUAUAUUUUUUCCCCCAUAAGCUGCAGGCUUGAGCCCUUCAUGUUUCAGGCCCAGGGCUGAUUCCCCCUUCCAGCUCCUGGGACUCUCCCAUUCAGGAAUGCUAGCAAGUUGGACUGCUCUGUGCGCUCCUCCCCAGAGCUGGUCGCAUCCUGGUUUUGGGCUAAAAGCUGCCCUCUCUGGCUUCUGGCCUUUUUUACUUCCUUUAUAUUAGCAUAGUUGGCCUUUUGCCCACUGGUGUUAUCUAAAGGCUUCCUACAUUGGGCUUGUCAGACAGUCUAGGGGCUUUAAGAGCAGUAGGGAUUGUUCAGGUCGCAUAAAGAAUCCCCUUGAGCUACUCUGACCAGCCCAGACUUGAGCGGGAGAGACAGCUCAUUGCUCCAAGUGUGCAUUCAUUCUGCCUACAGUAACAGAUAUGUGGAAAGGUGCUUCUCAAAGGCCCCUUGGCACUGUGGUGGUAGGAAUAUGCUGCAGGAGGUGAUGCUGUCAGGUCUCAAGGAUAUGGCUGUGCUGAGGCUUUUCAUCACUGUGGCAUUUCCUGUGGGGUAAAAUAGAUGAAUGAAGCAUAUCUGCCCUGGGGAAGAAGUCUGGGAAGGCAGAUGGGAUUUUAGGGCACAUCUGUGUGUGUGUGUCUUUCCUUCUCUUCCUCCCUCCUUGACUUCCUCUCUUUCACCCUCUUUCAUGCCAACCAGGCAGUGUAAUUGUUGGGCCCUAGCUGGGAGCAAGGCUUCUUCCCAACAUUUGGCUGCAGCCAGCCCCUGCUUCCUCUGCUUGCUGCUUGAGUGAUAAUGCCGUCGUGGGCCUGUGGUUCAGUGACUUAACACGAAUCAGCCUGCUCUACUAUGAGACUUAGGAGGAGGAGAAUCAGAGAAUCUCAUUCUCUCCUUUCCAGGUCAAAGUGCCUCCUUGUUGCUGCUGUGUCGUUUCUAUUGCUGCGGUUUGAUGCACUGAGAUUACAGAACAGUGAAAUAAAAGCUGUGUUUUGUGA